Molecule: messenger RNA, 891 nt
Organism: Adineta ricciae
Lineage: Eukaryota; Metazoa; Rotifera; Eurotatoria; Adinetida; Adinetidae
Source: the annotation of a GenBank genome assembly
AUGGAUAAUUCAUUUAUGUUACUGAAAGCUUUUGCUAAACUUUGCGAAAACAUCUUAAAUGAGCUGUAUACACGAGAGUUAUUCCGGAAAGUUUUUCCGCCCCAACAAGCAAAUAAUUUUCGAAGCAUAGCUUAUCAGAAUCAUCCAAUAUUGGCUUCAUCACCAAAUGGCAAUCAAGAUUCAUCAUCACAAUUUAACUCUAAUCGAAGCUCUUUUAUAACAGCUAGCAACGCUCAAACUAUUGGAUUAAUAGAUAAUCAACAAUCAGAAGAAUAUAGGAUGUUGUGUCAAAAAGCAGAGCAGCAUAGAAAUGACAAUGCCGAACUGUUGGCUGGUUUCGAACGACUUAACGAAGAGAUGAAGGCAAAGAAGAUUACUUCAUUCGAAGUUCUUGCUGAACAAGAUAAAAGAGCGGCGAAACUCUUCCUCGAAUUAGCGCGAUUAACCGAACCAAUGCCACUGGAUAAUAUUAACAUUGGUAUUUUUGGCUUAACAUCAACUGGUAAAUCAACUUUACUCAAUAGUCUUCUAGGAAAAAAAGUUGCUGAAACAGGUCCUAAUGAGACAACAACAAAAAUCACUUCUUAUCCAGGUACAUCGUAUACACUGUGGGAUGUUCCUGGACGGAAUGAUGAAACAGUGUAUAUUAAUGUGGAAUAUAUAUCAUUCUUCAAAGGAUUAACACAUCGUCUUAUUCUUAUUCAAUCAACGCUCAAAGAAAAUUCGAUGGAUGAACAUGAACGAGAAGGAUUCAAAACACAUAUUCAAAAUGAAAUAGUGACACUUGGAUUGAAAAGGGUGAAUAAAAUAUUUUAUAUAUGUGCCAAACAACCUCAACUAUUCGAGGAUUGGCUACAAUUGGUUAACUGGCUCACACCAAAUGAAGCGUAG